Drosophila mojavensis is the source of this 961-nucleotide messenger RNA. RefSeq lists its product as uncharacterized. Bases 142 to 648 code for a protein of 168 amino acids. The transcript has 2 exons. NCBI's taxonomy places the organism in Eukaryota, Metazoa, Arthropoda, Insecta, Diptera, Drosophilidae. The record is from RefSeq and is a predicted model, not a curated record.
CAGCUCGCGCACAAAUUUUAAUCAGUACGAAAAGCUGCGCCCGUCCACAACGGAAACCGCAAACGAAACGCAUUCAAAAAUUUAUUGAAUACCCGUGUUCAGGUGCAAUAAAAGUGAAACAUCCAAUUAACGGCACUCAAAAUGUCUCAUAAAAAAUCUGUGGUGGUGCUGCUUCUGUUCUUCGGCCUGGCGCUGCACUCGAGUGCGGUGCGAGCGGAUGUGUCGCACCUGGACUACUCCAUCGCAGCUAGCCCCCAGCUGGGCGCCUAUCACUAUCCAGUGCCACGUGCUCCGCAGCGUGCGCAGCAGCAUGUGGCACGCCAGUUUGUAGAGCCAGCGCUGGAGCAUGCGGCAUUCACACAGGUGCUCACCAGUCGGGGCUAUGUUUUCGGUGGUAAUGCAGCCCCUAUCGCUGCACCACUGACAGCGCCGGCUCCUGCACCUGCUCCGGCACCAGCAGCAGCAACGGGACGAGCCAUAGCCACCCAUUCGGAUAGCAAUUCGCUGAAUCUGAAGCUGCCCGUGCCCUUUGGCCUGAUGCCGUUGAAUGUGGCGAAUUUGCCGCUCCAGGCGGGCGCCUCCUAUGCCACAGUGCCGCACACCACCGGGCUGACCUCCUACGGCACCGCGCAAAUACAAAGGCGCUGAGCACCACCGAGCCACAGCAACAACAAUUCACAUAUAUAUCAGAUAGAUUUCAUAAGCAUCGAUUUUAGUUGAAUUAACUUUUCAUCACAGAGCCAAAUGACUGUCUUACCAGCUCUGUGACUGAUUGAGUGUGUGUGUGUGCGUAUGAAUGAGUGUGUGAGUGUGAAUGCGAACGUAUGUGUGUGUGUGAGCCAUCUUAGGGAUAGAUAUACGAAAUACAUAAAUGCUAUUAAAUAAAAUAAAAGAUACUUGCCAUUUAAAGCUCUCUUAAACUCGGAGAUUGCUUUAUUAUGACAGGUUCAUGACCAUCAAA